AUGGAAUGGAUGAGCAAUGAAAGGAACUAUUACUUGUCUCCAGAAGGCAUUGCAAAACAGAUCAACCUGAUAUCAAGAGUCCAUAGGCUUGAACAAGCAGAGAGAUAUUUUAGAGGCCUCCCUGAUGCUAAAGUUGAGUUUAAGAUAUAUGCUGCUCUUUUAAGAUGCUAUGUGCAGCAUAAUAAAUCUGUGGAGAAAGCAGAGACAGUCAUGAAGAAAAUUAAGGAGUCUCAUCCUGCGAAUAUAACUAUGUGUUAUAAUAUGGUGUUGAAUCUCUAUGCUCAGAUGGGUAAAUAUGAGAAAUUGGAUAGGUUGAUGCGAGAAAUGAAAGAGAAGGAUGUCUUUAAUGGUAGUACAUAUAUCAUACGGUUAAAUGCAUAUGUGGCCACCUUAAACAUAAAGGGUAUGGAGAAGUUGCUUAUGGAAAUGGAAGUUGAUCCCUUGGCAACCAUUGACUGGUAUACAUACACUACUGCAGCAAAUGGUUAUCGGAAAGUACAUAAUUUUAAAAAGGUCACGGCAAUGUUAAAGAAAUCAGAGCAUUUAGCCAGAGGCAAGACUAAGAGACUUGCUUUUGAAUCUAUUCAAACCAUGUAUGCUAUGAUUGGGAACAAGGAUGAGUUGGAUGACAUUGAUGAGGCAGAGAAGAUCUUGGAAGAAUGGGAAUCUAAAUAUGUAAAUUUUGAUGCCAAAAUUCCAAAUUUGAUGAUCACUGCUUAUUGUAAACGGGGUCAGUUCGAUAAGGCUGAGGCCUAUAUCAAACGGCUUUUGGAUGGUGGCAAGCAAUUAGAUGGAAGAACAUGGGACCGAAUGGCAUCUGGCUAUCACGCAGGUAAUGAUAUGGAGAAAGCAGUUCAGGCAAUGAAGAAAGUUGUCUCGGCAAAUCUAAGUAGACCACUUCCCUUUGUUCUGAUUGCAU
Messenger RNA from Sphenostylis stenocarpa, 919 nucleotides. NCBI's taxonomy places the organism in Eukaryota, Viridiplantae, Streptophyta, Magnoliopsida, Fabales, Fabaceae. The record is from the annotation of a GenBank genome assembly.